UUGCUCCUUCUCCUUCUCCUCACCGUUCCUCUUCCUCAUCUCCCUUUUCUUCCUGUUCCUCCUCCUCCCUCUUGUUCAACUUCCUCCUAACCUUCCACCUCCUCUUUCUCAUCUCCCUCCUCCUCCUCCUCCUCCCCCAGCAGCCACUAUAAAAGCUAGCGGAACACCUGAGCGCACAUCCGCCACCCUCGCCCUCCCCGUCAUGAGCCUGAGCCGCAACAAGAGGAUCAGCUCGGGCGCCUCGGUCCGCCGCGCCAACGGCUUCGGGUCGCCCGCGGCGGGCUUCGGCGGCACCUCGCUGGGCGGGGGCAACGCCGGCGCCCACCUGCUCGGCGCCCCGCUUUCCUCGCUGUCGGUCAACAAGAGCCUGCUGGCGCCCCUCAACCUGGAGAUCGACCCGAGCCUCUCCAUGAGCCGAGCCCACGAGAAGGAGCAGAUCAAAAGUCUCAACAACCGCUUUGCGUCCUUCAUUGACAAGGUGCGCUUCCUGGAGCAGCAGAACAAGAUGCUGGAGACCAAGCUGGAGCUGCUCCAGGGCCAGAGGGCGGGCCGCUCCAACGUGGAGCCGCUUUUUGAGGUCUACGUGGCGGGCCUGAGGCGCCAGAUGGACGUGGUCAACAACGACAAGAGCAAACUGGACGGCGAGCUGAGGAACAUGCAGGGCCUGGUGGAGGACUACAAGACCAAGUACGAGGAUGAGAUCAACAAGAGGAACAACCAGGAGAAUGACUUUGUCCUUCUGAAGAAGGACGUGGACUCGGCCUACGUGGUGAAGGCCGACCUGGAAGACCGAGUGGGAGCUCUGACCGAUGAGAUCAACUUCCUGCGCGCCAUCUACGAGGAGGAGUUGCGCGAGUUGCAGGCCGGCGUCCGGGACACGUCGGUGGUGGUGCAGAUGGACAACAGCCGCAGCCUCAACAUGGAGCAGAUCGUGGCCGAGGUCAAAGCGCAGUACGAGGAGAUCGCCGCUCGCGGCCGAGAGGAGGCCGAGGCCUGGUACAAGAGCAAAUUCGACCAGAUGUCGGUGCGGGCCAGCCGCUUCGGAGACGAGAUCCGCGUGGUCAAGGCGGAAGUGGGCGAAGUCAAUCGCCUCAUCGGCCGCCUGCACAGCGAGAUCGAGGCGGUCAAAGCGCAGCAAGGUGCUCCGCCUCGUGAUCCUCCCUCCAAAGUCGGGAAGUUGCCUUCGUACUCCCGAUUCCGUGUGGCGUUCGAGGAAAAAAGCCGUCUCGGUUGUUUAAGCGGCCCGCCGUGUGAAACGCUUUUGCGUCCCGUGCAGCGCGCGAGCCUGGAGAGCCAGCUGGCCGAGGCGGAGGAUCGCGGGGAGAUGGCGGUGAAGGAGGCCAAAGGUCGCACCCGAGACCUGGAGGCCGCCCUGCAGAGAGCCAAGCAGGACAUGGCCCGCCAGCUGCGAGAGUACCAGGACCUGAUGAACCUCAAGCUGGCUCUGGACAUCGAGAUCGCCACCUACCGGAAGCUGCUGGAAGGGGAGGAGGACAGACUGGGGCAGCGCUCCGUCCUGGACGUCGUCAGCGACUUCGGCGGCAGAAGUUCCGACGGUCGCCGCCGCAGCGCCGGCGGUUCUUCGCCGCCCGGGCUGCUCAUCAAGACCACCGAGACUCGAGACCACAGCAGAUACAGUACACACUAAACAUCUCGGGGGGGGGGGGGGAUGGUCAUGACGCACGUUUUACUAUUAGAAUUAUUAAUCAUAAAACUUCUAAAUAUGAAAUAUAACUGUAGAUUCUUGGACAUGAAUCUGAUGUCCUUUUUGUUUGGGGUGUAACUUGAAUAUCAUUUCCAAAUGUUUGCUAAUGUGAUGGACGGUCGUGCCGUCCAUAUGCGGGGGUCCACUGCAAUAUAAAGCGCAAUGUCUUGAAUUCUUGUAGACAAACUUUCUAUUUUCACGAUCGGCAUAAGUUAGCCUUCGUUUUUAUCCUGUUGCUUGCACAAUUAUAAUAAAAUUGCACAGUGCAUUUG
Phycodurus eques (leafy seadragon) is the source of this 1977-nucleotide messenger RNA. RefSeq names its product keratin, type II cytoskeletal 8-like. Gene Ontology annotation, molecular function: structural constituent of skin epidermis. Bases 203 to 1648 code for a protein of 481 amino acids. NCBI's taxonomy places the organism in Eukaryota, Metazoa, Chordata, Actinopteri, Syngnathiformes, Syngnathidae. The record is from RefSeq and is a predicted model, not a curated record. Gene Ontology annotation, cellular component: keratin filament. Gene Ontology annotation, biological process: keratinization; intermediate filament organization. The transcript is spliced from 10 exons.